This is a messenger RNA of Talaromyces atroroseus, 1254 nucleotides long. RefSeq lists its product as hypothetical. Bases 1 to 1254 code for a protein of 417 amino acids. NCBI's taxonomy places the organism in Eukaryota, Fungi, Ascomycota, Eurotiomycetes, Eurotiales, Trichocomaceae. The record is from RefSeq and is a predicted model, not a curated record. The transcript has 4 exons.
AUGCCGGCUAGAACAUCAACACGUCAAGCAGCUGUGAAAGCCAACCAAGCCUUUGGCCAGGGUGCUGGCACCAAACGCAAAGGGCCGGAAUCUGGCCAUUUGCCUCCCAAGAAAGGGAAGAAGGAUUUGAAGCCUGAUGAAGGAAACAAUUAUGAAAAGCCUUCAGUGACCGAAGAGACACAGGAGAUCAAAUCUUCCGAAGACCCUUCUCAGGCACAGACUACAGUGAACAAGCAACCUACUGAAGCUCCUCCCAAGAGGGCUGAAGAACCGGAACAAAAGGAUGCCGUGGUAGAAGAGAAAAAACCCGAAAAUGUCGCCAAUGGCAUGGAGAAUAAUCCGACAGGCGAUGAAAAAGAAGAGCCGGACCCCAAGCAGUCCAAGGCAGCUAUCAAAAUAUCCCCUGAAAGGGAAGCCGUCCUCCCUUCUAGCAUCCUCGAAAAGGGCAUCAUUUAUUUCUUCUUUCGCCCACGUGUGAAUGUUGAUGAACCUCAUAGCAUCGACGAUGUUGCGCGCAGUUUCUUUGUACUACGACCUACACCUAAAGGUGCAGAGAUAAAAGGCGGGCCAAUCGGUGACGACGACCAUUGUCGACUCAUGAUGCUUCCAAAAAAGAGAUAUCCCUCUUCAGGAAAGGAACGGGACAUGGGAUUUGUGGAAAAGGCCAAAGUCACCUUGAAAACACUCCGUGAGACAUUAAUGACAACGAAAUCAUACGAAACGAAAACGCGCGGAGAACGGACAACCCCAGAAGCACAGCCAUAUGCCGAGGGUGUCUAUGCACUCAUCAAAGAAGGCAGCAGCUCCCAUCUAGCGUAUAUUCUUACAAUUCCGCGGGAACUUGGUGAUAUACAGAGCGAUUUUGGUCUAUAUGACCGCGGCAGCUUCGUCAUUCAGUCGAAGAGUCCCAAGUACCCCGGUCCUGCCACUGCUCGGUUGCCUCAAGAGCCUGAAUAUCCUGAGAGUGUCCUUGAAAAGUUCCAGCAUUAUCGUUGGAUUCCUACGGAGCCGGAGCUUCUGGAUUAUCCCAAUGCUCAGUUCCUCAUGAUAGGAUCGGCCCAGAGCCAGCUCGGGAGAGCCGGGGGAGCUCACGUUGAUGAUAAGGGCACGAAGAAAGACCCUGCUGAAGAGCUUGGUCAACUAGAGGAAGAAAAUGAAGAGAGAGUUGAAACUCUGGCUGGUGACCACUCCAUCUUUGAUGACUUGGGUGUUGAUGUUAAGCGGCAUGAAAGCUUGCCAUCAGCUUGGGAGUGA